UGGAACUGCAAUCAUGAGCAUGGUGCAUCAUCCGUCGCAGCUGCCAGUGCUGGUCGCGUCCAACCAUUUGCCAGUGCUGCUCGAGCGAAGAGAAGAUGGCAAGUACGCGGCAACGUGGCGCGGGGACCGCCUGCUGGCAUCCACCAUGGCGUUUUCGCAUCGCGAUCUGUUUCGACCGAGUCGGCGAAAAGUUCGAUUCCUCGGUCGGGUCGAGCUGGAGGUGUCACUCCAAGACCAACCUGCUGUGAACGAGGCUUGUGCCGCGAUCAGCUGCAUCCCAGUCUUUCCCAGCGCAGAGACAGAUGUCGCAACGUACGACGCAUUUUGCAGUGGACCGUUGCGCGCUGUGUUUCACAACAUGGUGCAUCCAUCGACAUUGAACCCCCCUUCCCAUGUCCAGGAGAAUGCGGAUCCGUGGCCGGCGUUCCUAGCCAUGAACAAAGACUUUGCCGUCGCCAUCUCCAAGGCAUAUGCAACAGGGGACAUUCUGUGGCUGCAGGACUUUGACUUGGUGAUGGUCCCGCACUUCCUCGCUCGACUCGUCCGUCCCAUGACGGUCCCAUCCACCGUCGGACUCUUCAUCCACGUACCGUUUCCCUCCAAGUCGGUUUUGUCGACGCUUUCUCAUGACCGCGACAUCCUUCGAAGCAUGCUCACGGUGCACCACGUCGGGUUUCACAUUUACGAACACGCUCGACAUUUUUUGGACGCAUGCGAAGCGCUGAUCCGUACGCCGCCACCAAGCAUGAUACAAGGCCAACUGGUGGUGCACCACAAUGGCAAACAAGUCCACAUAACGUGUGCCCAGUUGACGGUGGAUGCCGCGAGGGUGGAGAGAGACCUGGCGUCCAACGAUAGCGUCCGCGACGAGAUCAUUCGAUGGCGCCAACUGCAUAAACUGAUCUUUGCCGCCGUGGACGUCGUGGACGAGUUGCAUGGGAUUCCGCACAAAGUCGUCGCCUUCCACCAAUUUCUGAAGAAACGCCCGGAAUAUGCAUCUCGUGUGCUCCUUGUGCAAGUGGGUGUGGUGACAUCCACCCUUGGAUCUACACAGCAUGCUCAGGAAGUCCGCCGCCUCGUCGACGACAUCAAUGCGCAGUACCCCACCCCCGUGAUCGUGUUUGACGUGAGAAACGAUCGCAUGCCGACGGUCGACCGCAUUGCGCUGUGGCGCGUGGCCGAGGUGUUUGUGUCGACCGUGUUCGCGGAAGGGUUGAACACGUGUCCGUUCGAGUACCUCGUCACCCAUCGCAAUGCCACGGGUCUGGCGAUCCUCAGCCAAUUCGCCGUCGCGCGCCGCAUCCUCCACGGCGCGACCAUCGUCAACCCGUGGAACAUUCACUCGAUUGCGACCGCCAUGGAGGCUACAGUGCACAUGUCGUUGAAGGAGAAGGAAUUCCGCCGCGACUGCGACGUCCUCUCCAUCGCUUCCCACACACCGACCCGAUGGGCUGCCACGAUCCUCUCCGACAUCGCCGCCGCGGCGUCGGCACCCCCCAAGAAGCUGGACGUGCUCACCAAGCCGCUCACGGUCGAGCACCUGCUGGACCUGUACUACAAGAGCCGCGGUCGCCGCAUCUUCUUCUUUGACUACUACCGCACGUUGGCUCCGGACGUGUCGUCUGAUUUCGGGAUCGUCUGGCCGGACGUACCCGUGGACGUCCUGUCGAGCUUGGAGCAGCUGUGCCGGGACCCGCGCAACACGGUGUUUGUCGUGAGCGGGUGCAAUUGCGAGCUCUUGAGCGACAAAUUCGGGUCCGUCCCGGGACUGGGGCUCGUGGCAGAGCAUGGGUACUUUAUCCGAUGGGCGAUGCUCGGCCGCGCGGCGCGCAUCAACAAACCGUGGGAACUGUACGGCGACGUGUUUCGCGUGAAUGCGUCGUGUGGCAAAUGGCGUGAAAAGGCUGAAGCCAUCAUGUUGAUGUACGUCGAUCGCACCAACGGCGCCGCCUUGGAAAUGCGCCGCAGCUCCAUCUUGUUCCGAUAUGCCAGUGCCGACUACGGGUUUGGACUUUUGCAGGCGCGGGAGCUGUUGCAUCAGCUCACGGCUGCGUUCGACGGAUGGCCGCUGAGUGUGAUCCAAGGCAAAGAUUACAUUGAAGUGCGCCCGGAAGGCCUCGGGAAGGGCAAAAUUGUCAAGCAAAUUCUACACAAACUCCAUAUGGAUUCGAUAAAAAGUGACGAGCACCCGGCGUCGUCGUCGCACCACGGGGCCAUCGACUUUGUGUGGACCAUGGGCGACGACGUUGCUGACGAACUCAUGUUUGACGCGGCUCACGACUGCGGCCACGCUUUUAACAUUGCUCAUGUGCUGACAUGCACCGUGGGCCACAAGUCAUCGCAAGCGCAGUACUUUGUCUCAGAUCACGUCCAAGUCGUGAGUGUCCUCGCCAGUGUCCGCGCGGCUCUCACCAAGACGUCCAGGUAUCGGUCUGUGGGGGACAUGCAGUCCAUCCUGGCUAAACACGUGCUGCACCACGCGCCCCAUGUCACAUACAACACGUCGUCGCAGCUGGACCAGCCGAUAUCGUCUUGUCCCAUCUUGGCGCGCAAACCGUCUGCAAAAGCGUUGCGGCUACGAGGCUUGUAUAUUCAACCCCUCUUGCCUAUUUACUGUCUCUCGUUUGAGUACUUACCCAUGUGAAGCAUGCAUAAUCAUGUUUAACAUGCCAUAUUCCAUCGUUUUUGGUGUCCAGCUGUGCUACGUAUCACAGUAUAAACCUGGUGAUGUGUAGAGCCCCCGUCCUCGAAGAAGACCAAAGCGGGCGCAGUGUGGACACAUCGAUGCCGCCGCCUGUACCCGCGGCAGAUUCGCGCCUGAUCAAAUGGAUGGCGCUCCUGCUAGUGCUAAGUCUAUCCUCUCGUCACCUGCGGACGUGGUAUGCUGGUUCCAAGUGGAAAGUGACUGCCGCCGGCCUUGUGUUGCUGUCUGUGGUGGGCGGGUAUUGGUAUAGUGCUGCUGCGAAGCGUCGGUGGUGGAGAUCGUAACAAUAUAUAUAUUUCGGUAUAAACUUGCAAAA
Aphanomyces astaci is the source of this 3020-nucleotide messenger RNA. Its product is annotated as trehalose-phosphatase, variant 2. The transcript has 14 exons. Gene Ontology annotation, biological process: trehalose biosynthetic process. Gene Ontology annotation, molecular function: catalytic activity. The record is from RefSeq and is a predicted model, not a curated record. NCBI's taxonomy places the organism in Eukaryota, Oomycota, Saprolegniomycetes, Saprolegniales, Verrucalvaceae. Gene Ontology annotation, cellular component: cytosol. Bases 14 to 2644 code for a protein of 876 amino acids.